AUGCCAUCGAUUUAUUCAACAGUUAAUUUGAUUUUGACACCAGCUUCAUUGAUUUGGAGUCCAAUCUUUGCUGGUUAUUAUCUUUAUCUUGGUGCAUCAGUCUCUGUCCUCAGAGCAAAAACUAAGUAUCUGGUAGGAACUGGACCUGAUGCGGUAAAAGGGACCCACAAAGCAGACGAUCAAGUAGCUUCCCCAACUGACGUUCAGGCUCUUCAGGUCGCAGCUCGAGCACAUGCAAAUUUUUCCGAACAGGUGCCCAUCUCAUUGAUCAUGACCAUCUUAGCAGAAAUCAAUGGAGCUCCUACUUAUUUGGUUCAUGCGCUUUAUGCCGCGUUUUUCUCCUUACGCGUCGCUCAUAACGAGUUAGGUAUGAAGUUGAACAAUACGCUUGGUAUGGGAAGACCUGUAGGAACUGUGGGAACUUGGUUCUUAUUGGCCAGCACUGGAGUCUACAAUGUGGGAUUGGGUUGGGAUUCCUUCAAGAGCUUUGCUGGUUACUGA
Melampsora larici-populina 98AG31 is the source of this 501-nucleotide messenger RNA. RefSeq lists its product as uncharacterized. The record is from RefSeq and is a predicted model, not a curated record. Bases 1 to 501 code for a protein of 166 amino acids. The transcript is spliced from 7 exons. Gene Ontology annotation, cellular component: membrane. NCBI's taxonomy places the organism in Eukaryota, Fungi, Basidiomycota, Pucciniomycetes, Pucciniales, Melampsoraceae.